AAAAAAAGGAUCAUGGGCAUCGGCUCGCAGCCCCUGGCCGAGGCGGCCCGCGUGCUGGUCACCCAGGGUCGUGCGCGCACAUUCAGCGCCGCCGCUGCCGCAAUGAAGCCCCAGGGCCUCGCGACGUGGUUUCUGGUCAAUCAGACCCGUAAGAAGGAUCUUUUUCGACCACCGGAACCCCUUCCCGUCGCUGACUGCCGGAACGCAGGAAUCGCCUUCAACUUGCUGUCGCUGCUGUGCCUGUCCCACGUUUGCCUGCCUAGGUCCAGGCCGUACACGUCCCAAUUCUUGUCGCUGUCUGGAUACAACCCCAGCACCGGCAAGUAUGCCACGGCCUCGGGAGACCUGUGCUUCGUCGCGUGCUGCGUCGUGCUGCUGACCGGGCUCCGCGCCGCCGCCAUUGACUACCUCCUCGAGCCACUGGGCAGGCGAUGGGGCAUCGCCAGCAGUAAGGUGGUCACUCGCUUCGCAGAGCAGGCGUGGCUCGUCAUCUUUUGCGGCGUCUCUGGGCCGGUUGGCUUUUGGCUCUACCGCUCGUCACCCUACUAUAUGAGCAUGACGGCGCUCUGGACCGACUGGCCGGAUCGCGAGCUGGCCGGCCCGAUGAAGGCUUACUUUCUCGCGCAGCUCGCCUUCUGGAUCCAACAGAUUGUCGUGGUCAACAUUGAGACGCGACGGUCGGACCACUGGCAGAUGAUAGGGCAUCACGUUGUCACCGUCAUGCUGGUGGGUGGUUCGUACGCGUACCAUCAGACCAGGGUCGGCAACCUCAUCAUGGUGCUCAUGGACACAGUCGAGCUGUUUCUCCCGCUCGCCAAGUGCCUCAAGUACCUGCAGCUCCGCCGGGCGUGCGACGCCACGUUUGUUGUUUUCAUGCUGUGGUGGUUCGCGGCCCGGCAUGUCCUCUUCUUGCGCAUCUGCUGGAGCAUCUACGCCGAGUUGCCGCGCGCCGUGCCGCCCGGUUGCUACGCGGGCGGCAUGAACAAGUUGCGAGGUCCGCUGGCCGUACCGGACGACUGGUCCCACCUGUUCGAACCCUUCUACCAGCCCGAGGGCAUUAUCUGCUGGUACGAUGGCAUUCGCUUCGCGUUUCUUGCCAGCCUGCUGUUCCUGCAGGUUCUGCUGAUGAUGUGGUUCGUGCUCAUCGUACGGGUGGCGGUGCGGGCGCUCCAGGGCGAGGCGGUGGAGGACGACCGCGAGGACGACGAUUACGAUGGCGAAAAGAACGAUGGCCAAGGCCAGGACGAAGUCGACGACAGAAACAGCGGCAACAACAGCAAGGACAGGGGCGAGCACGACCGCGUCGUGCGCGGGCCGGCCGAGAUGGCGCGCCAAAGGACCACGAGCGACGAGGCAGAGUGACGGGGUCGAGACGGGCCGUUACCAACAGUCGUAUGAUAUACUCACCUACAUUUUUAAUGCUAAUAACGGGCGAGGCGCAAGGUUGGGUCAGGCAAGAGCCGGAUGGGGGAAUGGGGCCGCGGGUGGCGGUGUGGGGGUCCCAGCCCGCCGCUGGCCAGCCAAGACGACGGUUUGUUGAGGCGCGCGGCAACCUGACGGUCACGUCGAGUUAUUACAUGAAGCAUGAGAAACUAUACAGCACAGAACUGUACCUAGAAAUGAACAAGAUGCCGCGGCGAGUCUGCGACAGUCACAACUAAAGGGAGAAGAGAGGAGAGGGGGAGUUUUGUGAUGUUGGUACGCUGUCGUUGGUGACGUCGCUCUCGGAGCUGACACCGCCAUAGCCCAGCCGUGUCAUUGGGGGGGGGCGAACGGCGAUCAAACCAGCUGACGAGCGAGCCCUCGAUUGGAACGUGGACGCUGCCGGCUGAUGAUGGGGCUGGAACUUUGCCCCAGCCAGCGCACCCUCCUCCGAUCUGGGACCGCUUGGACGGGACGACACCUGCUGGGAAGCAUGACGGAUGGGAUUUGGCGGCCGUUAUGGCCAAUUCGCCCCGGAAUACGUUUGAGGCAGAUCGUGAUGCUCGCCGCCCCCCUCCCCCUCGGCCGUGUCUUGGCUCAAUCUGGGCAGGUAGCGAGCCAGCCUGCCAAUCUUGCCUAUUGUGCGUAUGUGCGUGCGUGCAGUGUGCAGGGAGUAGAGGCUCCAUGCGGUCAUUCACUGUGAUCGGGGGGCGGCGGCCGCAUUCUGAAAUCAUAAUUGUUGGCUUUGUCUUGGUGGUCUUUAAGGUCGGGGAGGAAACUGUCCGGGAAACUGUCUGCAGCCUACGAAGGUGACGUGCGGGUGGAUUGGGAAUGAUGGAUAUAUAGCAUCCCUGCCUCGCAAGUCGGAACGUUGUCGUGUACUGUGCAACGUGUCUAAGGGAGGUGAUGCAGAUGGAUGAAAC
Molecule: messenger RNA, 2345 nt
Organism: Purpureocillium takamizusanense
Lineage: Eukaryota; Fungi; Ascomycota; Sordariomycetes; Hypocreales; Ophiocordycipitaceae
Product: Sphingosine N-acyltransferase
Exons: 3
Coding region: 13-1362 (449 amino acids)
Biological process (GO): ceramide biosynthetic process
Cellular component (GO): membrane
Molecular function (GO): sphingosine N-acyltransferase activity
Source: RefSeq, a predicted model, not a curated record